This is a messenger RNA of Ananas comosus (pineapple), 2085 nucleotides long. RefSeq names its product LRR receptor-like serine/threonine-protein kinase EFR. The record is from RefSeq and is a predicted model, not a curated record. Lineage: Eukaryota; Viridiplantae; Streptophyta; Magnoliopsida; Poales; Bromeliaceae. Gene Ontology annotation, molecular function: protein binding. Bases 1 to 2085 code for a protein of 694 amino acids. The transcript is spliced from 3 exons.
AUGGAAGGCUUUUUCCAUGCAGUAUUUUUUCUCAUCAUUCUACUAUAUGUGAUCUUCACCACCUGGUGCACCGCCACUGCCGCUGCCGGGAUCAAAGAAGCUGCAUCCGACCGCGCUGCUCUCCUCUCCUUCAAGUCCCUAGUCGAUGACGCUCCGUUCGGAGCGCUCUCCUCGUGGAACAACGGCUCUCUCCACUACUGCAGGUGGCGUGGUGUCUCCUGCAGCCGCCGCCAUCCCGACCGGGUCAUGGCCCUCAACCUCACAUCUCUCAGCCUAGCCGGUUUCGUAUCGCCCGCCGUAGCCAACCUCACAUUCCUCCGGACGAUGGACCUGUCCGACAACAAGCUAGGCGGGCACAUCCCGGAGGAGUUAGGAAGCCUACACCGGCUGCGAUAUCUCAACCUGAGUGUGAAUUCUCUUCGCAGAACGAUCCCGUCUUCGCUUGGCAAUUGCUCUAAUCUUCAACAACUCAUCUUGGCAGAUAAUAAGCUCAACGGUAACAAUAGCUUAUCAGGAGCCAUUCCUCCAUCCUUCGUUAGCCUUCUCUCCUUGCAGAUACUUGAAAUCCAAGAUGCUAGUCUCACAGGAACCAUCUCGUCCACUCUCGCGAACCUCUCCUCUUUGAACAUGCUUUUGCUACAAGGAAACAACCUUCAUGGUGAAAUUCCUCACUUUGCAGAACUUCCAUUCCUCUCUUACCUGGACUGCUCUAUUAAUUAUCUCUUCCGGGAGAUCCCAAUCUCGCUCGGACGACUUUCAUCUCUCGAAUAUCUCGUUCUCGGGAUGAACAACUUAACAGGGGACAUACCGUCAUCCCUUUACAAUCUAUCAUCCCUGAAGGCCUUAGAUCUCUUUUAUAACCAGCUCGAGGGAACUCUACCCUCCAAUAUGGGAAAUGCUCUUCCGAACCUUCAAGUCCUUCUUAUGUAUGAUAAUCAGCUCGGGGGGCGAAUUCCAGCAUCCUUGUCCAAUGCUUCUGAGCUCAACGACCUUGAGCUAUCGUUCAAUGCAUUCCACGGCACGAUACCGCCGAGCCUUGGAGCCUUGCAGAGUCUUUUGUGGCUUGACCUGCACAGCAAUCGACUUGAAGCCAGGAAGCGUAGUGAUUGGAGCUUCAUUACGGCACUCACCAACUGCACCAGUCUCCUAGUAUUGGAUCUAAGAAACAAUCUACUUCAAGGCAUGAUGCCCAAAUCACUAGUCAAUCUUUCCACUAGUCUUUAUAUUUUGGGACUCACCAACAACCACAUAUCAGGAAUCAUACCUAGUGAGAUUGAGAAUUUCAUCAAUCUUACUGUUCUUGACAUGAGUGUUAACGAUCUUCGAGGCACCAUUCCGAUAGAAAUCAGUCAUCUUUGGCAAUUACAGUACUUGGAUCUGUCGAACAACAUGCUCUCGGGCGAAAUUCCACCCAUUUUGGGCAACCUAACACGAAUGGACCUGCUCUAUCUUGGCAGCAAUGAAUUUGAAGGAGCCAUUCCGCCGACAUUAAGCAACAUGUUAGUGCUAGAGUCGUUAAAUCUAUCAAAUAAUAGGCUAAGCGGUAGCAUUCCACAAGAAGUUUUGACCCUUUCAUCGCUCACGAACUUCCUUGACUUGUCGCAUAAUUUACUGAACGGUUCAUUACCGUUGGAAAUCGGCAACUUGAUAAAUAUCGGGGCGCUUGAUCUCUCAAAUAACAGGCUCUCUGGUGAGAUUCCAAACACCAUCGGUAAAUGCGCCAUCUUGGAAAUUCUUCAUUUAGAGAAUAACUUACUUCAAGGGUCCAUUCCUCCCUCCAUCAGCAAUUUAAGAGGGCUUAAGGAGUUUGAUCUCUCAAAAAACUUCUACUCGGGCCAAAUACCUGCAUUCCUUGAUGAGCUCCCAGAUCUACAAUACUUGAAUCUCUCCUUCAACAGUUUCGAGGGUCGAGUGCCGAUGAAAGGGGUUUUUAAGAAUGCGAGCGAAGUCUCACUUAUCGGAAACCCUAAACUCUGUGGUGGAAUUCCAGAAUUGCACUUGCCGAAAUGCACUUCAGAUGCCUUUGCAGCAAAACAUAACUCUGAUUAUAAACUCAAGGGCUACAAAUGGGUUCUCCUCGGAUAA